Bombina bombina (fire-bellied toad) is the source of this 2865-nucleotide messenger RNA. It is a transcript of the gene GTF2F1, whose product is annotated as general transcription factor IIF subunit 1. Gene Ontology annotation, molecular function: DNA binding; RNA polymerase II general transcription initiation factor activity; TFIIF-class transcription factor complex binding. Bases 116 to 1687 code for a protein of 523 amino acids. The transcript has 14 exons. Gene Ontology annotation, cellular component: nucleus; transcription factor TFIIF complex. The record is from RefSeq and is a predicted model, not a curated record. Lineage: Eukaryota; Metazoa; Chordata; Amphibia; Anura; Bombinatoridae. Gene Ontology annotation, biological process: positive regulation of transcription elongation by RNA polymerase II; transcription initiation at RNA polymerase II promoter.
UUUACGAUCGUAUGACCUGGAAGUGAAUGGUUACAGAGAGCGGAAGUAAGGAACUGAAUUUUAAAAGAAUUCGCCUGCUCAGGUAUUUAGAGUCUUUGGCCUGGCUUGAGCAGACAUGACUUCUCUGGGUUCCAGUAGUCAGUCUGUUACUGAAUAUGUUGUCCGUGUCCCAAGGAACCCAAAUAAGAGAUACAAUCUCAUGGCUUUUAAUGCUGCGGAUAAAGUUGAUUUUUCAGCGUGGAAUCAGGCCCGCAUGGAACAUGACCUGAGUGCUAAAAAGAUGUACCAAGACGAGGAAAUGCCAGACGCUGGGGCUGGCAGUGAGUUUAACCGCAAACAAAGAGAGGAAUCCAGGAGAAAAAAAUACGGCAUUAUUCUGAAAGAAUUCAAGAUUGAGGAUCAGCCGUGGAUGCUGAGAGUGAACGGGAAGGCGGGACGCAAAUAUAAAGGUGUGAAGAAAGGUGGGGUGACAGAGAAUGCCUCCUACUAUAUCUUCACACAAUGCGCAGACGGGGCAUUUGAAGCUUUUCCAGUCUCAAACUGGUACAAUUUCACCCCAGUUGCCAAGCACCGCACUUUAACCGCUGAAGAAGCUGAAGAAGAGUGGGAAAGACGUAACAAAAUUCUCAACCACUUCACGAUUAUGCAGCAACGUCGUCUAAAAGACCAGGGUGGAGGAGAUGAUGACGAGGAAGAGGGUGGUGGCAAAUCUGAGAAGGGAGCGAAAAACAAGAAAAAGAAGAAAAGUGAUCUCAAAAUUCAUGACCUUGAGGAUGAUCUUGAAAUGAGCUCCACUGAAAGCGAGGAGAGUGGAGAGGAGGGAGAGGGCAAGACAAAGCAACAGAAAAAGGCUCCUGCCCGAGGAGGAAAAAAAAAGAAGAAGAAACAAUCUGAUGAUGAGGCUUUUGAAGACAGUGACGAUGGUGACUUUGAGGGACAAGAAGUUGAUUAUAUGUCUGAUGAGAGCAGUAGCUCAGCUGACGAGUUACCUGGGAAACCUAAACCUACCAAAGAGGAGGAUGUUCCUAAAGGAAUAGAUGAGGGAAGUGAGAGCAGUGAGGAGAGUGAGGAGGAGAAGGUGGAAGAAGAGGAGGAUGAGGAGAAGAAGGUCCCAACUCCACAGGAGAAGAAGAGAAAGAGAGACAGUAGUGAUGAGUCAGACACUUCAGAGGACAGCGAUAUAGACAAGGAAGCGUCUUCUGCUCUCUUCAUGCAGAAAAAGAAGACUCCUCCUAAGAAGGAAAAGAAAGGAGGCUCCAAUUGCAGCUCUCGGGGAAACAGCCGGCCUGGAACCCCCACUCCGGAUGCUGGGAACACAUCUAACACAUUAAAAGCAGCCGCAAGCAAACUAGAACAAGGUAAACGUGGAGCACUCCCCAGCACGCCAGCUGCAAAACGUUUAAAGAUGGACUCUGGACCCCAGACAACAUCUGGCAAAUCUACUCCUCAACCACAAUCUGGAAAGUCCACCCCAAGCAGCGGGGACAUCCAGUUAACAGAGGAGGCUGUGCGCCGAUAUCUCACUCGCAAGCCGAUGACUACUAAAGAUCUUCUUAAAAAGUUCCAGACCAAGAAAACGGGUCUGAGUAGUGAACAGACGGUGAAUGUGCUAGCGCAGAUCCUGAAGAGACUCAACCCUGACCGGAAGAUUGUGCACGACAAAAUGCAUUUUUACCUAAAGGAAUAGCCAACCAUGUGUGAGUGUAUUUGUGUGUGUGUGAUAUACACUGUGUCCUGCCAAUAUAGCAACAUACAUGGAAACUAUUCCACAAUAUCAAAUUAUAUAGAGACAAUGCAUGGAAUAAAAAAUCAUUUGUAAAUGCUUUGUCCUAAGUAUUGAGUAAAUUCUGACUUUAUAAUAUUGUGGUGGGUUAAUAUGUAUGUUGAUAUAUGCCCAAUGUGUAAUUAUUGGUUUUCUUAUGUUGCAAACACUUACACACUUGACCACAUUGCAGUGCUAAAAAACCCCAUAAUAAUCUCCCUUAAAAGGACAGUAAAGUCAAAUUUAAAUUUGAAUGAUUUAAAUAGAGCAUGGAAUUUAAAGUAACUUUCCAGUGUACUUCCGUUAUCAAAUUUGCUUCAUUCUCUUGGUAUUCUUUGUUGAAUAGUAAAUCUAGGUAAACUCAGGAGCAGCAAUGCACUACUGGAAGUUAGCUGAACACUUCAGGUGAGCUAACCACACGAAGCAUCUAUGUACAGCCACCAAUCGCCACCAAGCUACCGGUAAUUUGUUGCUGCUUCUGAGCCUACCCAGUUAUGCCCUUCAUCAAGGGACACCAAGAGAACAAACUAAAUUUCAUAACAGAAGUGUUCUGGAACGAUGUUUAAAAUGACAUGUCCCAUCUGAACCAGGAUAUUUUACUGUCCCUUUUAACCAAAUGCAAAUUCACUCAAUGGGCCUUUUCACAGUAAGGCAAGGUUACUUGCCAGUGGAGUGAAUCAGUCUACUACAGUGAUGUCGAACCUUGGCACAACUCCAGAUGUUUCAGAACUACAUUUCCCAAGAUGCUUAGGCACUCUGAACUCCAGUCGAGCAUCAUGGGAAAUGUAGUUCUGAAACAUCUGGAGUGCCAAGGUUAGCUAUCACUGGUGUACUACAUUGCUCACAGGCACUAAUUACCCCAUCCAAGGGGUUGGUUAAAUCGCCUUGUUUAACUUGACAAAAACACCUGCACAAUAAAUUUCCAUGGUUUACAGUGGGCACAGUUUAAUGGAGGAUAUGUAGUUUGCCUGGCACAGUGUGCAUGUUGAGAGACAAAUGUGUGACUGGUAGUGUAAUGUGGCAGUGGGGGUUAUUUUUGUACAGUAUUAGAAACAAAAUACCUGUAUAGUAAGUGUGAUAAUAAAACAUUUUUUUUUUUACUA